Messenger RNA from Cladocopium goreaui, 827 nucleotides. The record is from the annotation of a GenBank genome assembly. Lineage: Eukaryota; Dinophyceae; Suessiales; Symbiodiniaceae.
ACUCACUGGAACCAUUCGGCUUCGGUUGACAAAUCAAAUUCGUGGACAGAGUGUGCGGUCGCAAGGGUGGCCAUGGGAAACCAGGUGCCGGUGCUCCAUUGUCGCACCCCGGAGUGCACCAACCGUGGCCGCUGUGAUGUGGCCGACUGCGUCCUCGAGCUACGAACGAGAGAGCAAGAGGAGAAAUGGAACAAAGAGUUUCAAUUGCUCCAAGCCGUCAAGAACCAGAAGUUGGAGGUUGUUAAAAACCUCAUCUCAAUGAAAGCUGAUGUGAAUGCGCGGCAGCCUUCACUGGUUACUUUAGAAAGGUACCACUCUGGAAAAGCCAUUCGCAGCGGACAGACCCCCCUGAUGUGUGCUGCCAGCUCGGGCAAUGCGGCGAUCAUUCGAAUGCUCCUCAGUGCCAGGGCGCACUUGAACGAUACCAACGAGCGCGGCGAAACCGCGCUGCAUCUGGCGGCGUCCUCGGGUGACAUCAACAGCGUGGAGGAGCUCAUCAAAGCCCAGGCCAACCCCAAUUCUUUGACCUACGAAGGAGACACAGUGCUGGACUAUUUGCCACGAGAGAUCUUGGAGGACGCAGUCUUACUCAAGGAAUUCCAGGCCUUGUUGCCGGUCACUCCAGAGGACGACGAUGCUGUGCCCAGUGAGUCAAACUCACGUCGCAAAAGAAGGAUCCCCUCCUAGAUGCGUGGUUGAUGACUUCUCUGCAGCAUGGGAUGCGAUGCCGACAGCGGCCUGGGUGUGAUACUCUUGAACCGCAAUGCAUUCUGCAAGCUUUGAACACAUGGAGGUUGUUCAAUAAGGUCUUCCAACCAACAGGAGGG